AUGACUCGCCUCUCUCUCCACCUCCCCCCAUUCGCCCACAAUUCCCUUGCAUUCUCCCCUUUCUACGAAACUCGCCUCGCCCUCGCUUCGGGAACAAACUUCUCUUUGGUCGGGAAUGGUCGUGUGUCCGUUGUCCACCUUGGGGAAGGGGUCGAAGGCGGGCAGGGAAUCGGCGUCAUGAGAGGAUGGGAUACGAGGGAUGGGGUCUACGAUGUGGCCUGGAGUGAAGUGCAUGAGAACCAGCUUGCAGCAGCCCUGGGGAACGGAUCAAUCAAGCUCUACGACGUGACACUGGAUCAAUUGCCUAUACGGUCAUGGCACGAGCAUACCGCAGAGAUCAUGACUAUUGAGUGGAAUAACCUCCAGAAAGAUAUAUUCGUGACUGCCUCCUGGGACCAAACAGUCAAGAUCUGGAACCCCUCAAGAGAGACAUCUCUUCUGACCAUCCCCGCCCAUCCAUCGCAGAUAUACAGUGCCACAUUCUCGCCACACUCGCCUACUAUCCUUGCUUCCUGCGGUUCCGACGGCUUCAUCCGCAUAUGGGACACCCGUCUGCCUACCCCACCUCCUGUCAAGACGUCUAUUCCCCCUCCCCCAGCUCAGUUGCAGGCCUCACAGUCUGUGCAGCAGAUAAAUUUUAGUGAAGGUGAAAUCUUGUCAAUUGAUUUCAACAAGUAUGUCCCGCAUAUGCUAGCGUUUUCGUCGCAGGACGGAAGUGUGUCCACUGUGGACUUGAGAAAUACGCCGAGAGGGGCAGAAGGUAUGGGGGUAAGGCAGGUUGGCAAGGCCAAGCUCGGGGCAAGGAAAGUAAGGUGGGAUCCGCAUGGAAGCGGUAGGCUGGCUAGUGGAGGGUAUGAUAUGGCUUGUCGGAUGUGA
Molecule: messenger RNA, 876 nt
Organism: Cryptococcus amylolentus CBS 6039
Lineage: Eukaryota; Fungi; Basidiomycota; Tremellomycetes; Tremellales; Cryptococcaceae
Exons: 4
Coding region: 1-876 (291 amino acids)
Biological process (GO): protein import into peroxisome matrix
Cellular component (GO): peroxisomal matrix; cytosol
Molecular function (GO): protein binding
Source: RefSeq, a predicted model, not a curated record